Molecule: messenger RNA, 1236 nt
Organism: Insectozyma verbasci
Lineage: Eukaryota; Fungi; Ascomycota; Pichiomycetes; Serinales; Debaryomycetaceae
Source: the annotation of a GenBank genome assembly
AUGACAAGUAAAUUACCAAGAGCUACUUUGGCUCAAAAAUUACAAGUUCUAGAUUAUUUCCAUCGAUCUGAAAGACCACAACUGGAAACUGUUGAGAAAUUUAAAAAUGAGAUAUCAAUAUCAACAUCAUCAUUUAGUGAAUGGCUAAAAAAUGAAAAUGAGUUAAGAAAAAGGUAUAGUCAGGCUGAUUUUAAAUUUUCAAAAAAUAGUAAAAGAAAAGUGAAAUUUAAAUAUGAAAAGAUUAAUCAAGCAAUGGAUAAAUUAGUAAAAGGUAGAUUAGAAAGAGGUGAGCCUAUAACUGAACCUAUUUUAAGAGAACAUUGGUCAAUUUAUGCUCAUCAAUAUGGAGUAGAUGAUCCAAAAAGAUUAUAUAGUUUUAGUCAUGGUUGGCUAAGUCAAUUUAAGAAAAGACAUGGUAUAAAUAAGAAAAGAAAGAGUCAAGAAGAACCUCAAAAUGAAAUAAAUGAUGUUCCAUCACCAACGGACAAUAAUGAUUUUAAUGAACCACCAACUAAUGAAACUAAUUAUGAUAUAUUACAACCUCAAAUAAAUCGACCUGAACCACAGCCACAACCAACUCGUCCUCAAUUAUCUCCAGAAAUACCGAGAAAUCAAUUUAAACCACAAGAAGGUCUAAGUUUUAGUCAAAAUAAUGUAUUAGCAAUGAAUUAUAGAAAACAAAAUCAAUCUCCACCAAAUCCACAACCAUUUCAACCACCUAAUUUCAAUCAUAUACGAAGACAAGAAAAUUCGGGAUCUGCAUCAACUACUAAUGAAGUUAUAUUAACUGAAAGAAUACCACAACCACCACCUCAACCAAAACAAGCUCCACCAAAUUAUGAUAUUUUACAACCUACUACAGCAGAAGAAAUCGAAAAGUUUAUAUUCAUGUUUGCUGAUCGUUUUUUCAAUUCAAAUCAAUAUGAAUAUCCACAAACAUAUAAAAUAUUUCAAGAAUUAAAAGAUUCAUUCUUUAAUGAAAGAUUUAUAAAUAAUAGAAAUCAAAGUAGUAAUGAAACAUUUAUUAAUAGAAACCAACCUACACAAGAACCAAAAAAUUCACCACCUAUGAGACAAAGUAAUCUUAAUCAACAAUUAUUAUCUCGUCAAAGUGCUCCUACUUUGCCUGUUCCUCAUAAAGAUCAUCAUAGAGUUGAUCCUCAUUUACAACAUAAUCAACAACAAUUGGAUGAAUAUUUUAAAAUGCAAGCAAGUAGAAAAGCUAGAUUUAAAUAA